This is a messenger RNA of Hepatospora eriocheir, 309 nucleotides long. The record is from the annotation of a GenBank genome assembly. Lineage: Eukaryota; Fungi; Microsporidia; Hepatosporidae.
AUGGAAGAUACUCAAGAAAUACAAGAUAUAAUAUUUUAUUUUAAAGAAAUGGCAAUUAAUCAGCCAGAUAAGUUAUUAAGUCUAUUAAAGGAGAAUAGUAAUUUAUUAUGUGCGGUCAUGUAUUUACUAAUUAAAAGUAAAUUAGUAGAUGAGAGUGUUGUUGUUAAAAUUUUUAAAGAUUCUCUUGAUGUAGAAAAUCAAGAAAAUCAGAUAGAAGAAAGAAUUAAGUCCAUGGACAGUAAAUUUUUAACUGAUGAAACUAAAACAAGAAUAGAAAAGUUAAAAUAUUUAAUUUCAAAGAAAAACUAA